Lytechinus pictus (painted urchin) is the source of this 3813-nucleotide messenger RNA. RefSeq lists its product as uncharacterized. NCBI's taxonomy places the organism in Eukaryota, Metazoa, Echinodermata, Echinoidea, Temnopleuroida, Toxopneustidae. The transcript has 4 exons. The record is from RefSeq and is a predicted model, not a curated record. The coding region runs from base 2949 to 3584 and encodes 211 amino acids.
CAGGUAACAAGCCAACGUUGGCUCCACGUUGGAAACUUGAAAGUCGUUGGACGUUGGAAAAACUUGAUGGAUUAACGUUGAAUCGAUGUUGGAAACUAGUUUGAUGGAAAGAUGAUGGACAAUCAACAAUGACACGACGUUGGCAACGUUGGAAACUUGUUAGUUGGAGAGUUGUUGGACGGUCGACAAUGUGACAACGUUGGAAACACGUUUGAUUGGAUAGUUGUUGAACAGCCAGCAAAGGCACAACGUUGGCAACGUUGGAAACUAGUUCGCUGGAAAGUUGUUGAACAACCGACAAUGGCACAACGCUGACAAAGUUGGAAACUAGUUUGUUGGAGAUUUGUUGGACGGUCGACAAUGGCACAACGUUGGAAACUAGUAAGUUGGAGAGUUGUUGGACAGUCGACAAUGUCACAACGUUGGAGACCCGUUUGAUUGGAUAGUUGUUGAACAGCCAGCAAAGGCACAACGUUGGCAACGUUGGAAACUAGUUCGCUGGAAAGUUGUUGAACAAUCAACAAUGACACGACGUUGGCAAUGUUGGAAACUUGUUAGUUGGAGAGUUGUUGGACAGUCGACAAUGGCACAACGAUGGAAACAUGUUUAAUUGGAUAGUUGCUGAACAGCCAACAAUUACACAACGUUGGCAACGUUGGAAACCAGUUCGAUGGAAAGUUGUUGAUCAACCGACAAUGAGACAACGUUGACAAAGUUGGAAACUAGUUUGUUGGAGAUGUGUUGGACGGUCGACAAUGGCAAAACGUUGGAAACUAGUAGGUUGGAGAUUAGUUGGAUAGUCGACGAUGACACAAGGUUGGCAACGUUGGAAACUAGUUCGAUGGAAAGUUGUUGAACAACCAACUAUGGCACAACGUUGCCAAAGCUAGAAACUAGUUCGAUGGAGAUUUGUUGGAAAGUCGACGAUGGCACAACGUUGGAAACUGGUAGAUUGGAGAUUAGUUAGAUAGUAGACCAUGACACAACGUUGAUAAAGCUGGAAACUAGUUAGAUGGAAAGUUGUUGAACAACUGACACUGGCACAACGUUGUAAACUGGUAGGUUGGAGAUCAGUAGGAUAGUCGACGAUGACACAACGUUGGCAACGUUGGAAAGUUGUUGAACAACAGACAAUGGCACAACAUUGGAAACUAGUGUGUUGGAGAUUUGUUGGACAGCCAACAACGUCACAACGUUGGAAACGUGUUUGAUUGGAUAGUUGUUGAACAUCAGCCAACAAAGGCACAGCGUUGACUACGUCGGAAACUAGUGCGAUGGAGAGUUGCUGAACAACCGACAACGGAACAACGUUGGAAACUAUUUUCUUAGAGAUUUGUUAGACAGUCGACAAUGGCACAACGUUGACAAAGUUGGAAACUAGUUUGAUGGAGAGUUGUUGAACAACGGACAAUGGCACAACGUGGACAGCGUAAUUGGAAUAGUUUAUUGGAGAAUUGUUAACAGUUAACAUUGACACAAUGUUGGAAACUAUAGUUUGUUGGAUAUUUAUUUGACAGUCAACAUGAUAUCCUGGCAUAUUAUACACAGUGUUGAGAACAUGAGAAACUGGUUCAUUGGAGAAUUGAUAUACAGACGACUACUCGCAUAAUUUCCAAUGGGGCCAAGGGGGGGGGGUCGAUCAAGUAAGUUUGCUUGUCUAUCCUUGUCACCCUUGGUAUCCCCUAGCAAUAAGGGGAAAAUAAAUCGAGAGAGAAGGAAAAUAAUGGGAAGGGAAAGAGGAACUAAAACUAAGGGGAAAACAAAAAUAAAGAUGGGGUAGAAUAGAGAGGCUGCAUGCACCGGGGGAUGCAAAUGUGUCGAUUAAAGGACAAGUCCACCCCAACAAAAAUUGAUUUGAAUAAAAAGAGAAUAAUCCAACAGGCAUAACAUUGAAAAUUUCAUCAAAAUCGGAUGUAAAAUAAUGAAGUUAUGACAUUUUAAAGUUUCGCUUAAUUUCACAAAACAGUUAUAUGCACAUCCUGGUCGGUAUGCAAAUGAGGAGACUGAUGAUGUCAUCCACUCACUAUUUCUUUUGUAUUAUAUGAGAUAUGAAAUAUUCUAAUUUUCUCCUCAUUGUCAAGUGAAACAGUGAUUAAUUCCUCCCUGAACAUGUGGAAUUAGCAUUGUUUAAUACUUUAUGGUUCAGUCAAGUCGGUCCCUAUAUGCAAGUCUGUAAAAAAUUAAAUAUUUUAUAAUUCAAACAAUAAAAAACAAAAGAAAUAGUGAGUGUUGAUAGACAUCAUCGACUGACUCAUUUACAUGUCACUGAGUUGUGCAUAUCACUGUUUUGUGAAAAAUAAGCGAAACUUUAAAAUGCCAUAACUUUCUUAUUUCACAUCCGAUUUUGGUGACAUUUCCAGUGUUAUGCUAGUUUGAUUUUUCUCUGCUUAUUCAAAUCAAUUUUUUGUUGGGGUGGACUUGUCCUUUAAUAUAGAAAAUAAAGGAGAAAAACAAGAAAAUAAAUGUAGUUCAAGACCAGAAUUUCCAGAAACGCCCUCGUCCUUUGCAGCUGGCUAGGCCUCUUACAGUAAGUACGAGAUAUAUAUAGGCCUACUGUCACGAAACUAGAAGAAAUUGAAGAAGGAAAUACAAGCAUCAAAAUGUGCCUAUUUAAAAAUACCAUACUAUUCUGAUGCGCAGCGCAGAAUUAGUCGCGACGUCGGACUCCUUCUAUGUAGUCUGCUUCCUUCAAUUUUGAACUUGAAGAAUCUGGCAGAAUCUGGUUGGAUAUAGACAAUUAAAUUCCUGAAUAUCUAGUGAUCUGGAACAGUACUUAUAAGCUGCAUAUUUAGGACCUACAAUCUACAGUGGAAUUUUCUUUGCACUUGCAGAUAAUCGGUAACUGCAACCGUUGAUCCCCUCCGAAAGAUCCCGGAGUCAGCUUCUGUGCGCGUACUGUCCGACGCUAGGAUUUUCGUGUUGUGAGUGUACGAUUCGUGCAGUCUAUCAUGGCAACCGCUGUGACAGAUGGACUAUGGGCCUGCCUUAAAUCAUUCCCGAUGCUAAAUUAUCUCACCAUCUCAGACUCAUCUAUCGAUUUCCCUCCAUCUCCUCCUGAGCUACCAUCCAUCACAGAGCUAUCAACUUAUGGAGUGACGUCACAAUGCUAUGAAGGUCUGAUCUCAUCACUCCCUGCUUUGGUAUAUAUUAAAAUCACUAUCGAUGAUGCAGAGGGAGACAUAGCCUUUAUCACGGCUGGUCUUCGUCGGACUGGAGGACAAAAUCUCACACGCAUUAACCUUCACACUCUGUACUCACUCCCAUCAGAGAAGAGUCAUGUAUCAAGCAAGACAAUGAGAGGACUGGGUCUGCUCAUCAAGGAACAUACCAAGAACCUGAAGUAUCUCACUCUGUACAGGGUGAAGUGUACAGACGAGGGUGACUUGGUUUAUCUCAUUGAAUGCUGCCGACAUGUGAAGACGAUGGAGCGUGUAAAGCUCUGGCACUGUGGGACGAUGUCGAAUGGUAGGGUGGAUUCUCACCUCCAGCGCCUUUACACUAAAUCACUCAACGAUCUCCAUUUGUAUGUUUCCCAUGAUGACUCUUUAGGUGAACACAACUAUUCGAUUACCCACAUUGAUUGAGCGAUGAGCAUGAUGAGAGUGAAGCUAUAUUCUACUUGUGCUUUUAACGCCUAAUGCAAGCGGGUUCAUAGUACCACGCAAUGGAAUGGAUAUAGACGCUGAGAACACAAGAACUCGUUCGGUGAAGUCAACACUGCUUUGUUCCACACCUUUAUGUUAAAUGAGUUUAUAUCCAAGCUUGAAGAGAUAUCUUCUAUACAGGGGCCGCGGAAGCGGGGGGCUUGGGGGC